Anopheles coustani is the source of this 2930-nucleotide messenger RNA. It is a transcript of the gene Nup107, whose product is annotated as nuclear pore complex protein Nup107. The transcript has 2 exons. Gene Ontology annotation, biological process: mRNA export from nucleus; regulation of DNA-templated transcription; post-transcriptional tethering of RNA polymerase II gene DNA at nuclear periphery. NCBI's taxonomy places the organism in Eukaryota, Metazoa, Arthropoda, Insecta, Diptera, Culicidae. Gene Ontology annotation, cellular component: nuclear pore outer ring; nuclear pore. Bases 200 to 2836 code for a protein of 878 amino acids. Gene Ontology annotation, molecular function: structural constituent of nuclear pore. The record is from RefSeq and is a predicted model, not a curated record.
AAGCCGCAAAAAAGCGCAAGACGAUCCGAAACACAUAGCGCAACAAAUAUUGUCUAUUUUCUUUAAAUUCAGUCGGUUUUACUUGAUUUCUGCUGUUUAAUCGAUUCAGUUGAAUAUCUUCAUCAGUCGACGGUUAUGGUGCAGUGUAUACCGCUUCGAGCCUGAAGAACCCAGAAAACAAGUUAGAUAGUUUGCAACAAUGAAUCAACUGGAGCUAUCGUUGCAGCUGCUGGACGAAAGCGCGGUGAAGUCCCAUCGUGGAUUGCUUCGUUCGAAAGAAUCUUUCCGGGGCCUGCAACAGCAACAACAGCAGUUCGCAACUUCGUUCGACGAACCGACGCUAAGCGGGACGCUCGAUUUGCUACAGGAUGUUAGUGCAUAUCGGCUGGGAGGAGGUGCGGAGCAGGACAGUGAAAUGAGUAUCAUCGGAGCGAGCACGACUACACAUGGUUUCACGAAUAUAAAGGAAGUUACGAAGGGUCUUUGCGAGGAGUUCCUGGAGAUUCUUCAGCGGCACAACAGCGAAUCGAAUGUGUUCGAAACGAUCGAUGAGCUGAUUGAGACGCUGAACGAAGCACUUGUGCGUAUAGAACUUGCCGCUCGGAAGCUGCAGAUGACCGGUCGCGAGCGGCACUUGCACGAGGACGAAAUGUGGUUGAACGCCGAAAGGGAAACGUGGAAGCUGAUGGCUUCUUUGUACCGCGAUCGAUUGGUCACGCAAAAGACGGACUGUGACAUGGAAGACUUGCCGCUGGUGAACAGUGAACGAGCGAUCAUAGAACAUCUUUACGCUGGGAAUGAAAACUUGCGCGAGUAUCAGAUGAUAGUGGAUUGGCUGGAGAAGAUGGUGCUGCGGCAAAAUCAAUCGCUUGCGGGAACGUUCACGAACCACUCGGUGGCCUGGGAAAACACACUCCACCAGCUGCUGGAAGUUGGUGAAACGGCUUUCGGUAGUACGCGAGAGCUGGUAAAAAGUCUCGAUCCGGAUGCACCGCUUCGCGAGAAUCGUCCCCUCCACGAUCUUGACGCAGAAGAUCAGGUACGGUUGGCGAAGCACAUCUUUCUCGAAAUCCGUUCCGGGCGGCUAGAGGAAGCGCAAAAUAAGUGCGAUCAAUGCGGACAGUCAUGGAUGGCGGCCGUCCUAGAAGGAUGGCGGUUGCAUCACGAUUCAAACUAUGGCAACGAAAAUCCCAAACUCGAACGCAACCCGAUCGAAGGCAAUCCGAGGCGCGAUUUGUGGAAAAAGUUUGCCUGGAAGAUGGCGGAAUCGCGCCUGCUCAACCCGUACAUAAAGGCUUCGAUUGGGGCGCUCUGUGGCCAUUUGGAUUCGAUGGUGGAGAUUCUGUCCAAUUGCACGUGGAACGAUAUGCUGUGGGCGUACUUGAAGGCACAGAUUGAUAUUCGGGUGGAGAGCGAAAUCCGAUCACAUUGCAUCAAGAGCUACCUACCGAUGCCGGAGCAGUACUGGAACGGAAAGAUGUCGCUGGAGCAAAUCUUUGGCGAGCUGGAAGCGCACAAGAAUGCAUGCAUAAGUCUUGCAGCGAAGGACGUGGACAAGGUGAUUCAAAAGUACAUGAUUCUGGACGACAUUCCGGGACUGAUGCGCAUCGUUGACGGUUGGCUGAGCGAUUCCGAUGAAGGCGAGCUGGUACUGUCCCAGCAGAUGCUUCGUUUUCUGUCACAUUUCGUGAUGUGUGUACGUCAGAUCGGUAAACCGUUUCAGCAGGACAUCGGUGAUCGGAUUAUCAAGCGAUACGUGGAGCAUCUGAUACAACUUGGGGAACCACAUUUGGUCGCCUUUUACACUGCCACCCUGCCGCCCGUGAUGCAGCUUAUGUUGUACUCCAACUUUCUCAUGACAAUCCGCACACCGACCAGCGCAAGGAAAAGAGCCCUCGUAGAAGCGUACAACUUUGGGCUGGAUGUACCAAACAUUACGGUGCAUACGGUGGAAAAGUAUCGUGCCGCCGAGGAGGACAGCAAUGCACCGGCUCCAGCCCAGGGCGAACUGACCGACCUGGAUCGGGAGAAAAUUUCCUCACUCGAGUGGCUCACAUUCUACCCGGAGCAACGGGGACAGCUUCUUUGGCAGGCGAAUGCCCUCAUUCGCUACUUCCUUGGUCGUCGUUGUAUCGAGGCAGCUCAGAAAACGUUUGCCCUCGUGCCGGCCGAUACGAUCGAGCAAAUAUUCACCAUCUACGGCUCGAAGGUCGACAUACCGUGCAAGGAGGAGGUAAGCAUUCGCGAAUAUCUCUGCCACCAGACGUACCUCGGUGCGAUCGAUGGCUACAACGGUUGGUCGCAACUGUUUUUCAACGGAAAACCAAAACCACCACCGUCCGUCUCGGUCACGAACUUUACCGAGCGUGUUACCUCCGAGCACCGGGAGCAGGCGUAUAAGAAGGAGCUUGACAACUGGGAGCAUCGAGUAGCGGAUGCGACCAAGCGGGCACGCGAUCUACUCUACAACGUGCUGCUGUUCCCCGAGACGGGCUGGUUGGUUGAUCCGGACACGAACAUGGAACGACCGGGCGAGAACGACGAUGAUGACGACGAAGAAAGUGAUGCAUGGCGAAACCGAGCGGUACAGAUGGAGAAUCUGCGGAAGCUGUGCAUUCCGGAAGUGGUACUGCUGCUGCAUCAGUUGCACACACUCACCAACCAUCACGACGAGUGUAUGCUUCUCGCCAGCGUGCUUAGCUCGGAGUCGCGUAAGCUGUAUAGCGUCUUUUCCAAACACAAGCUGGCGGAAGUGCUGGCGAAGCUUGCCGAAUCGUCUCUUACGCUCAUGAACGACCGGAAGGACCCGUUCGUUGGGGAAGCAGCCAAGAAGUAGAAACGGGGUACUUUAAAGUUUUUACAGUGGCCACCGAGGUGUGUUGCAUUUACAAUCUUUUCUUCGUAUUAAUAAAGUAAAUGUUGAAACAUUA